UGCUCCGUAAUAUCCUGCUCUGAGUUCUGGUUUCAGAUCCUAGCAGAUUAUCCAGUAUAUCCUAUAUACACUGCUGCAGUUCUACACCCAACCCAGAGCAACACCCAGAGACACGUCCUACACCGUCAAACACACACUUCAGACACUCAGCUAGAUUUCAAAUUUGAAAAGAAGACAACGAUGUCUGGACUAGAGAAAUGGGAAGAUCUAAUGUGGGACAGGGUUCCUCAUCUAGUAAAAUAUACCAGAACCUCGUUGGACUGGGUUGAUAGUUACGUAAAACUAACCUUUGGACUUCAAAAACUUCACAAGGAUUACUCCAAAGGUUUGAUGAAACUAGUGAAAUUACAACGAGACAAGGGUGUGGACGGGAGAAGUAUGGGUAAAUGCUGGGUAGGUGUUAUCGGACAUCUUGGUACAGUCUCAGAGAAACAUAAACAACUAGCAACGGUUUUAGGUGAUGUAGGACGGAAAUAUCAAGAUGAAGCUGAGUUGCUGUUAGAAGAGCAAAAACAACUGGAGCAGACUAGUAGGAGAAAACAAACUGAACUGGAUUCCUCUAUUCUACUGCUGGAAAAAUCUAAGGAGAAGUUUUUUCGUCGUCAAAUUGAUGCUGAAAGAUCAGACGAUGCCCUUCUCAGGAGUGACGAGGAUGAUAGAAUGCCUAAAGAAGAAUUGGAUAAACUACGGGAUCUAGCAGAUGAGAAGAAAACUAAAUAUAACAAAGCCAGGGAGGAAUAUAUCUCCCAGCUGAAAACUACAAACUCCCUCCAGAGAGAUUUCUAUGAGGACACUUGGCCUAAUAUUAUCUCAGGUAUGAGGGGGGUAGCGGAGAGGAGUGUAGAGUGUAUUAUCUCAUUAUUAAGAAGAUUGGAUCUACUUGCACAAGAGGAGUGGGGAGACUUUGGAAUAAUUGCUGAAGAAAUGGAGGCCGGGAUCGAAGACGACUUUGAGAAUUUUCUCCACUGGGUAAAAUCCGGAAAUCAACAUCCACAAGAUUUCUGCUUUGAGGAUUCUUUUAAACCAGGUGCUUAAUUUUAGCUUUAAUGU
This is a messenger RNA of Eurytemora carolleeae, 1050 nucleotides long. RefSeq lists its product as uncharacterized. The transcript is spliced from 12 exons. The record is from RefSeq and is a predicted model, not a curated record. Bases 181 to 1035 code for a protein of 284 amino acids. Lineage: Eukaryota; Metazoa; Arthropoda; Copepoda; Calanoida; Temoridae.